GUCUGCGCGGGGGGUUGGCGCGGGGCUUUGCGGGGCUCCGCAUGGAGUAGCGGCCGCGGCGCAGCGCAGCGGAGCGGGGAACCCACCGCACCCCGGGCGCCCCGCGAUGUACUCCCCGUACUGCCUCACCCAGGAUGAGUUCCACCCGUUCAUCGAGGCGCUGCUGCCGCACGUGCGGGCCUUCUCCUACACGUGGUUCAACCUGCAGGCCCGCAAGCGCAAGUACUUCAAGAAGCACGAGAAGCGCAUGUCCAAGGACGAGGAGCGGGCGGUCAAGGACGAGCUGCUGGGCGAGAAGGCUGAGGUCAAGCAGAAGUGGGCGUCGCGCCUGCUGGCCAAGCUGCGUAAGGACAUCAGGCCUGAGUGCCGCGAGGACUUCGUGCUCACGCUCACGGGCAAGAAGGCGCCCUGCUGCGUGCUCUCGAACCCCGACCAGAAGGGCAAGAUCCGUCGCAUCGACUGUCUGCGCCAGGCCGACAAGGUGUGGCGGCUGGACCUGGUGAUGGUCAUCCUGUUCAAGGGCAUCCCCCUGGAGAGCACCGACGGCGAGCGGCUCUACAAGGCGCCCCAGUGCUCCAGCCCCGGGCUCUGCGUGCAGCCCCACCACAUCGGGGUCACCAUCAAGGAGCUGGACCUCUACCUGGCCUACUUCGUGCACACGCCCGAAUCCGGACAAUCAGACAGUUCGAACCAGCAAGGGGACGCUGAUAUCAAACCGCUGCCCAAUGGGCACUUAAGUUUCCAAGACUGUUUUGUGACCUCUGGCGUGUGGAGCGUAACAGAACUGGUCAGAGUGUCGCAGACUCCCGUGGCCACGGCGUCAGGGCCCAAUUUCUCAUUGGCCGACCUGGACAGCCCUGGCUACUACAACAUCAACCAGGUGACGCUGGGCCGCAGGUCCAUCACCUCCCCCCCCUCCACCAGCACCACCAAGCGCCCCAAGUCCAUAGACGACAACGACAUAGAGAGCCCAGUGGACGACGUCUUCUACCCGGGUACUGGACGGUCCCCCGCCGCAGGUAGCAGCCAGUCCAGCGGGUGGCCCAAUGACGUGGACGCAGGCCCCGCUUCUCUAAAGAAGUCAGGAAAGCUGGACUUCUGCAGUGCCCUGAGCGCGCAGGGCUCCCCGCGCAUGGCUUUCACGCACCACCCGCUGCCCGUGCUGGCGGGAGUCCGACCAGGGAGCCCCCGAGCGUCAGCGGCCUCAGCUCUACACUUCCCCUCGACGUCCAUCAUCCAGCAAUCCAGCCCUUACUUCACACACCCCACCAUCCGCUACCACCACCACCACGGCCAGGACUCCCUCAAGGAGUUUGUGCAGUUCGUGUGUUCCGAUGGCUCUGGCCAGGCGGGCGGCCAGCCCAGCGGGAAUGGCCAGGGCAAAUUCCCGGGGUCCUUUUACCUCAAGCCGCCUCCUGCUGUGGCCAGACCAGUACCCCUUCCUUUGCCUGAGUCCAAAUCCACCAGCUCGGCCCCAGACGCCGCUGCCUUCACUCCUUCGUCACCUUCAUUCACAGCGACAGGCACCCCCCCUGCCAACCGGUUUGUCAGCCUCGGACCCAGGGACGGCAACUUUCUGAAUCCUCCUCAGUCUCAGUCCUGGUUCCUCUGAUGCGACCGAGAAUGACAGGAAAAAAAGAAAAUUUUAAAAGAAAAAAAAAAAAAAGAAAGAAGAACAAGAAUAAAAUGUUCCUUAUGAAGAAGAAGAAGAACAAGAAGAAAGAAGAAGGGGAGGAGGAGGAGGAGAAAAAAAAAAGUUUGUGUGUGUGAUAUGGAAACAAUCUCUCCCCCCACCCCACCCAGUCUCACCCCACGGAGAAAGAAAGAAAAAAGAAAAAAAGGAAAAAAAAAAGAGACAUCUUCUGCCGGACCCUUCUCUCCUCCAGCCUGCAGGAGGGGGGGGACCCCUCUUUCUGGCGCCACCCCCAAGGGGUCCUCCCCUCUCCAGAAGCACCAGCAGAAAUGGAUCAAACAGGACAGCAGGUGUCCCGGGGACCUGCCCUGGGUUGGGGGGUGAGGGAGGGAACCCCACGCCCCAUGAAGCAACCAGCAUCACCAUCUUUCUCUGAAGGGGCUUGGCCUCCCCCCCUCUCCUCUUUCCUGGGGCACCUCUGUCCUGGAGCCCUUUGGAGGACCAGCUGGUAAAAUAAUUGGGUGUCACAGGAGGAAGGGCUCCCCAUCUC
Erinaceus europaeus (western European hedgehog) is the source of this 2183-nucleotide messenger RNA. It is a transcript of the gene NFIX, whose product is annotated as nuclear factor I X. NCBI's taxonomy places the organism in Eukaryota, Metazoa, Chordata, Mammalia, Eulipotyphla, Erinaceidae. Bases 107 to 1612 code for a protein of 501 amino acids. The record is from RefSeq and is a predicted model, not a curated record. Gene Ontology annotation, molecular function: DNA-binding transcription factor activity, RNA polymerase II-specific; RNA polymerase II cis-regulatory region sequence-specific DNA binding. Gene Ontology annotation, cellular component: nucleus. Gene Ontology annotation, biological process: regulation of transcription by RNA polymerase II. The transcript has 11 exons.